Electrophorus electricus (electric eel) is the source of this 12377-nucleotide messenger RNA. RefSeq names its product trinucleotide repeat containing adaptor 6C1 (gene tnrc6c1). The record is from RefSeq and is a predicted model, not a curated record. Gene Ontology annotation, cellular component: nucleoplasm; P-body. Gene Ontology annotation, molecular function: RNA binding; protein binding. Lineage: Eukaryota; Metazoa; Chordata; Actinopteri; Gymnotiformes; Gymnotidae. Gene Ontology annotation, biological process: positive regulation of nuclear-transcribed mRNA poly(A) tail shortening; miRNA-mediated post-transcriptional gene silencing.
GCCAAGGGCUUCCUAAAGAGGGGCCAGGUAUUCAGGGCUGGGAGGAGCACACCCUUGGCCAGACUGACAUUGUGAACAGGACAGUCGUGGGGUGCUGGUGGGGAUGACUGGACCGUGCACUUAAAGCCGGCUGAUGCUGAAGGAACAGAUCCAGGCUUUGCCAGUCAUCCGAGAGACGAAGCAAGAAACACAAGAAGAGAACCAUUUGAUGGAAGAAAAGAAAAAGAAAAAGCAAGAAGAAAAGAAAAAAAAGGAAGCUGCUCAAAAAAAGGCUGCUGAACAGAAAACCAAAGUGCCAGACUCUGCCAAGCCCGGCCCCGCCCCUCCUCCCCCUGCCAACCCCAGCACCACCAACCCACCAGUGCCCUCCGCCAGCGGCAAUGGCAGACGCGCCCCGUCCAGCACCCAGCAGCAGCAGCAGCAGCAGCAGCCGCCGCCGGCAGCCCCGCGCUACCCGCCCCGAGAGGUGCCCCCGCGUUUCCGUCAGCACGAGCACAAGCAGCUGCUGAAGAGAGGCCAGCCCCUGCCCGCCGGGAGCCUCACCGUGGCGCAGCCUUCGCCGGCCAGCCCCACGCCACAACCCUGCGCCAGCCAGACACACCCAGACCUGUCCCUACAGAGUGGCCAGGCAGUGCAGUAUGAGAAUUCCCACUGGGGGCAUACACCCACCAAUCGCAGUGCCACUAUAGUCACAACCAGCAGCGGCUGGGAUCCACUGAUCAUAGACGGAAGUGAUACUGAGGCGUGGCCUUCCAUUUCUCGCAACGAAAGCCACACCCCUGCAGGAUGCCCCUCGGACACUGAUAGUGUUGGUGACAUCAGCAGCAGCACAAACAGCAUGAGUAUGGCCACAGGGGCCGGCCAGCAAGGCCACUUCCCCGCCAAUCAUCCAAGUAAAGCCAAUACCAGCCACUCAGGAGGCCUCCUCUCCAGCCAGAGUGUGGUCAACAGAGGCUGGGGCUCUAGCCCAUCUCCUGCCACAGGUGGAGAAGGGAAAAGUGAUGGCAGUAAUGUACCAAUGGGAGCCAGGGCUUGGGGCUCCUCCAAUUUUAACUUGAACUUGAAUCCCAACGCCAACCCCUCAGCCUGGCCAGUCCUAGGACAUGAAGGGACCGGCGUAGGUGGCAGCUCUGGAGGACCCAACCCCCCUCCUCCUAAUCUUUGUAGCCCACCAGGUGCUCCACCCACCGGCACCAGCAGCAGUGGUAAUAUGGGUGGUGCCAAUGGAACCUCUGUCAGUAACAAUGGUAGUGGUGGCAGUGGCAGUGCGUGGGGGGGCAUGGUCCCCGCUGACACCUCUGAGCCACACUCCUCCUCGUCCACGAACGUGUCUUUUAGCUCCGAACAGACCCUUAACACUGAUGGACCAAAUCACACUAAACAGGAGCCCGUGAGCCCUGGCCAUGGCCUGCCUAACUGGAGCGUCACCCCUGUGGCCAUGGGCUCCUUUGGCCAACCCUCAGCAGGAACUUCACAGGUCAAUGGGGAGGAGGGAUCCGUUUGGGGCAACGGAGAUGCCAAGUCUGCCAGUGCCUCCAAGGACUCAGGUUGGGACUCGGGGAACAGCUGGGGGCAAGGAGCAGCUUCAGGCACUGCUGGCUGGGGACAGGCCUCAUCCAGUUCGGACUGGGGCAAGCAUUCUGGCAAUGAGCCUAAGUGUUGGGAGUCUGCAGGCUCUCCAACUCAAGAGCAGCAGCUGAACUCCUGGGGCAGUGGGGCCAAUGCCCCAGCCAGUGAAGGAAGCAGCGACAGCAUGGAUGGACAUCCUCACAGAAGGGACCGCUCCUCAAGGGACAUGGCCCCUCCUCUUCUGCCUGCCCAGGACAUGGACCCGAGGGUCCUCUGCAACACUGGAUGGGGGCAGACCCCUGUGCGUCAGCACACUGCUUGGGAGACGGAGGAAGCUGCUCGUUCGAACCGCAAGAAUGAUAUUGGGACAGAAGCCUGGAGCUCAUCCUCAAAUGCACCUACAAUGGGACCACCGCCCACUCCCAGCAAUGCCAACCCAAAUUCUGGCACUGCGUCCAGGCCCGAUUCUGGGGGCAAGAGUGAGGGUCCCUGCCCUGCAGCUGCAGCUACAUCAGGCUGGGGGACAGCCAUGCCUGCAUCCUCACAAACUGGGUCUGGAUGGGGGGAUACCACUAGCACCAAGAAAGUCCCCUCUGGUGGUGGGGGAUGGGGUAACCCCCCGCCUGGAGGCCAUAGUGGCAACCUCCAAAAAGGUGGACAGUCCUGGGGCUCUGAAGAGAAGUCUCCCACCUGGGAAGAUUCCCAUUCCAAGGCUAAACCUCAGGGUUGGGGUGAGGGGCCUAAGCCAUCCCAUGGAUGGGGGAGUGGAGCUGGAGGAGAUGGUGGGGCUGGCAGUGAAUGGGGUGAUUCUGGAGAAGGGAAGAAGAAUGGGCCAUCCAGCUCAUCUUGGGAAGGAGAGGGACCGGGCUGGAAAGAGGGCCACCGUGGUUGGGGAAAUUCCACCUCAGGAGUCGGAGGAAACUGGGGAGAUACACAGCGCUCCAGUGCCCCAGCACAGGGAUGGAGCAACAAGCCUCAGGAGGGUGGCAGUGGCAAUAGUGCAGGUGGGAGCAUGGGUUCAUGGGGAGGAGCUGGCUCCGUUAAACAGAGUGGCUCUGGCUGGACUGGAGGUAAUGGGGGAGGAGCUAAGCAUAAUCACGUUGCAGAGCCCACAGGUUGGGAGGAGCCCUCCCCAACCUCCAUCCGGCGCAAGAUGGAAAUUGACGAUGGCACGUCAGCUUGGGGUGAUCCAAACAGCUAUAACAAGACUGUCAACCUCUGGGAUAGGAACAAUCCUGGAAUGCAGAGUAAAACAGGCCCUGCAAAUGCCAACAAUCCUCCCAACAACCAUCACCACCACACCCACCAUAAUCAGCCUCCUAUGCCAGGCCACAGCCAUGGAGGUCCAAAUGCAGCCAAUAACCACAUCUCCCCUGACAAUACAAGCCCACAUCAAACUGUGACCACUCAUAGCAGAGCCCCCAUCAUGAAUCCGGGAUGGGGAGAGAUGCCUAAUGUCCACUCCAAGCCUGAGCCUUCGUGGGGAGAGCAGGCACCCCCUGCAGCCAAUGUUGACAAUGGAACAUCAGCCUGGGGUAAACCCCUUGGAAGCUGUGGGGGCUGGGGUGAGAGCAGCCCUGAGGGCUAUGGCCGGGGCAAUGGGCCACCAGGACCUGCCCCCUGCAAGCCAGCCCCUAAAUCUAUGCAAGACGGCUGGGGAGGCGGUGAGGAAAUAGGCCUGUCGGCUGGGCAGUGGGAGCAAGAGGAGGGCGACAUGUGGAACAGCACUGCCUCUCAGGAGAGCAACUCAUCCUGCAGCUCUUGGGGCAACCCGCCUAAGAAGGGCCCACAGAAGGGCAAGGUUCCUAACAAACAGGAUGACGCCUGGGUGAUGAACCGUCUCAUCAAGCAACUCACAGACAUGGGCUUCCCUAGAGACCCUGCGGAGGAGGCUCUGAAGAGCAACAACAUGAACCUGGACCAGGCCAUGAGCGCCCUACUAGAGAAGAAGACCGAACUGGAUAAGCGGGGGAUGGGAAUGUCUGACUACAACAACGGCCUCGUCAACAAACCGAUGGGCUGCAGACCUUCGGUCAUCUCCAAAGAAUCCCCCUCAGACCGCCCCCCCUUCCUGGAUAAGGAUGGAGGACUAGCGGAAGAUGCCCAAACCUCACCGUUUAUGCCUUCUCCCAGCCUGAAGCUCCCACUGGGCGGAGCUGCCCUCCCUGGGCAGGGCCUCGGGGUCGCCAUGCAAAACUUGAACAACAGACAGAUGCAGAGUGGAAUGUUUGGCAGUAGCGGAGCAGCACAAACCCGAGCCCUGCAGCAGCAGCCACCUCCUCAGCCGACAGUGCCGCCUCUCAACUCCUCCCAGCCUAGUCUACGCACUCAAGUGCCUCAGUUUCUCUCCCCUCAGGUUCAAGCACAGCUCUUACAGUUUGCAGCAAAAAACAUUGGUCUCAACCCUGCACUUUUAACCUCACCAAUAAACCCUCAGCAUAUGACCCUGUUGAACCAACUCUACCAGCUGCAACUGGCGUACCAGCGUUUACAAAUUCAGCAGCAAAUGCUGCAGGCGCAGCGCAAUGUUUCCGGCCCCAUUCGACAACAGGAGCAGCAGGUUGCACGUACAAUCAAUAACAUGCAGCAGCAGAUCCAGCAGCACCAGAGGCAGCUGGCCCAGGCCCUGCUCAUGAAACAGCAGCAGCAGCAGCAGCAACAGGCCCCACCCCCCUCGCACCCCAGCCUGCACCCCGGCGCCGGCAAAUCAGCCCUGGACACUUUCCCCACCCACCAACAGCCAUCGGGCCUCUCCGUCUCCGACCUGCAGACCAAAGAGCCGCAGUCUUCACCCAACUCGUUCACCCCUUAUGCUCUCGCUGGACUGAACCCCAACAUGAAUGUAAGCUGCAUGGAGGUGGGUGGCCUGUCCAUGAAGGACUCUCCUCAGCCUCAGUCACGCCUGUCACAGUGGACGCACCCCAACUCCAUGGAGAACCUCUCUGGCAACUCCUCCCCAAUGGAGCCCAGCCUCAGCAAGCAUGGGCCUACCCUCGCACCCCCAGGUAAGCCCCCUCUAGACGACUCCUACAGCCCCUAUAACCUGAUCCCCAGCUCAGAGUCUCCUGCCAGUCCCCUUGUGCCAUUGGACAACUGGGGCCAGGGAAAGAGCGCCAAUGACAAGAUCUCCAAUGGGACCAACAUCAACUGGCCGCCAGAGUUCUGCCCGGGAGUGCCCUGGAAAGGACUGCAGAACAUCGACCCUGAAACGGACCCCAAUGUGACCCCAGGAAGUGUUCCCAGCGGCCCAACCAUCAACACCAACAUUCAGGACGUGAACCGCUACCUGCUCCGGGACAGGAGCGGAGGCAAGUUGUCGGACAUGAAGUCCACUUGGUCCCCUGGGCCCAUUGCCCACACCCAGGCCUCUCUGUCCCACGACCUGUGGAAGGUGCCUCAGGGGCCGAGGAGCACGACAGCACCCAGCCGCCCUCCACCAGGCCUGACCAACACCAAGCCCUCCUCCACAUGGGGGGGCAGCAGCCUGGGUCUGGUCCCCGGCUGGAGCAGCUCCUACUCCUCAGGUACCACAUGGAGUACAGAUAGCUCCACUAGGACCAGUAGCUGGCUGGUACUGAGGAACCUUACACCUCAGAUUGAUGGUUCUACACUGCGGACGCUGUGUAUGCAGCAUGGACCGCUCAUCACAUUCCACCUGAACCUGACACAAGGCAACGCUGUGGUGCGCUACAGCUCCAAGGACGAGGCUGCCAAGGCCCAGAAGUCUCUGCACAUGUGCGUUCUGGGCAACACCACUAUCCUCGCGGAAUUUGCCGGAGAGGAGGAGGUGAACCGCUUCUUUGCACAGGGUCAGUCCCUCACGCCCACCACCAGCUGGCAGGCCAACCCUGGCACCAAUCAGACACGGCUGGGGGGCGGAGCAGCUGCGACUUCGCACCCCAUUAGCCACUGGAACAGCAGCAAUCUGGCAGCAGGAGGCGGAGCUGGGGGCGGAGCGAAGGCGGGCAGUGAGCUGCUGUGGGGAGGCGUGCAGCAGUACUCCAGCCUGUGGGGACCGCCCAGCUCAGAAGAUGGCAGAGUUGUGGGCAGCCCCACCCCAAUCAAUACGCUGCUUCCUGGAGACCUGCUGAGUGGAGAGUCCAUGUAGUAGUGCAGAGCACUAAAGACAGACUAACCCUGGGGAAAGUUAUGAAUAUUACAAAUGAAAACAGGAAUAAAAAAAACAACAACAACAACAAACUUGAUAAAGAAAAAAGAUUUAACACAGGAGCAAAACCAAGCAAAUCAUGUGGUGAUAAUCAGCAUUAGUGGAGCUGUGAACCCAGAGACAGGAGGCCAGAGCAACGCCUUCCUCUUCUCCUUUUUAUUUUGCAUCAUUUCAUUGAACUUUUGUGUUACUUUUUUUGUGCCGCUUUGGUUGCAGUAUUCUGUAAGACUUUUGGAGAAGAGAGAAGAAUCCAGUGACUAAACAAAGGAAAGAAAACCUUUACUAAUGAGCUUUCUCUUAUAACUCCAAACUGUGCAAAAGUGUAUUUUACUACAACUGAGACUAGCUGCCAUUUUUACGAGUCCCCUGUCACUAGCCCCUGGUUCACACCCCAGCUACGCCAGGCGAGCUCCUCCCCUUCCCUGCCCCAAAGAAACAGAUCAUUCCACGCUGGCCCUUCCCUUUAGACUGCUCGCCAUCUGUCUGUUGGAGCGGCGGGUUUGUUUUGCAGCACUAAACUAGCCUUAACCGCGUCCCGGGCCCGUCUCCCGGCCCAGCCUCCAGACACCGCCCUGGGCUUUGUAAAGACAAGUGUCCGGGAGAUACGCAGCUUCCCGUGUCUGAGCCAAUGGAGGGGGGAGGGGGGCGGCAACGUCCCGCGUUCGGCCCCGCGCACGUGCUCGCCGCUUCUUCCAGACCUCAGCCACCAUCCCUGCACGCACGCCAUGCCGUCGGAGAGAAGGGUGCCCGUUGGCACUCACUGAGGAGGCCAAGCGAGAGGCUGCGUCAACCACUGUCUUCAGAUAUUUGUAAAGAAACACUUGGGAAUGUGCUGUGCAGAACAGACGGUCAAAAGAGCCCGCUUCCUUCAUUCGUCCCAUCAGCUUCGUGAGUGACCUCUAAUCUUUUCGUGACCCCAAUGGCUCCCUGGGGGAGUGGGGAGGAGGACGUCCUCCUCAUGUUUGUCUGACGUGCAAUAUGCCACAGACUCUUCCGUCCAUCGUUACACAGUGCUUAUGCUGGUGACGUUCUCUUUUGUUUGUAUGAGCUUGCUGGGAGAGGUGGGGGCGUAACUCAAAAACUGCUCUCCUCCCACAUCCACUGAGUGCAAGACUAAGAGAAGGAGCUUCUCGUGGUGUGUAAGCACUUAGUGAAACGGUCACUAGCACUUCCUCAAAACACACGUGCGCACACACGUAUACACACACACACACACACACACACACACACACACACACACAGAAGCAUGCACGCAGAGUGGACACAAGGGGACACGGGCUUCAAACCAAAUAAGAUGUGUUUCUUGUAACCCAGUAGACAAGGUGCAUUUUAUGUUGUAUUUGGUACAAAAGAACAGAACAAAGAGACGGGGUGGUUUAUCAUAGCACUUAGCGAGAGCAUCAGGCUCUGACUUAAAUGCCAACAAAUCACAUGGAGAGCCCAAACUGAAAAAAGCAAAGAUAAAGCAAUCUACACAGCUCUCCAUGCUCUGUUUAAAACUCUAAGUGGAUUUUUUUAUUUGUCCCUCCAUAGUCUGUGGACUUGGAUGGACUUCAUUAAUGGUAGCAAAUGAAGGGUAGUUUAAAUGGAAAAAAAAACAACAAAAAAAAACAAAAAAAAAACCAAGACCGACCGAUUUUGAAGCAUUCACGUGUUUUCUUUGAACUAUAUAUCAAAGUAAAUAUCACUGUUACAGUACUCCAGAAUUGUUAGCCUUUUGGUGUGGAGAACAGUAGGCGUGUCCUGUCGUAACCUGGUAACGGAUCCUGCGGGGCCCGUGCCUGGCCGCCCCGCCUUCCUGGAGAAGUGUGGCCGCUGAGUGCCUAUCUGCUGGGGUGCCCCAGGUGCCCAUGCUGACUCUGGCUCCGCCUCUAACGCCGCUGUGCCAGGCGGGGGCGCCAGUUGCCAGAGCAGAUCAGGAACUGCCCGGCGCAGCGCGGCAGCUCCUCCGGAACUGGCCCAUCAGUACUACUGCGCCAGCACUCGACCUCGUCUCAACUUCACUCUUAAAACUCUCUCUCUCCUCAUGCAAAGAUCACUUUAGCUGGAAGUGGACAAGAUCGUCAUUUUUAUUGUUGGAUGGAUUUUGUUUUUCUUUUCAUUGUUCUAUUUUUUCCUCUGGAAUUGCCAGUGUUGUUACUUUUAUCAACAUUGCUGUUGUUAAUGAUGUCGUUUGAUGAUAUUUUGUGUUAUUUUUUUUGUGUGUGCGUGUGUGCGCGCGUGCGUGUGUGUGGGUGUGUGUGUGUGUGUGUGUGGGUGCGCGCGCGUGUCCGCAUGUGCGUGUCCAUGCAGUGGUCUUUACGGUAGCUGCUCUCACCAGCCCCUUUCACUGCACAUAUGCAGAAACACUCGGAAGAUGAGGUGCAUCUACGCUUACAUUGCAUCAGCUCACGUUGCUAUGCCACAUCAGCUGCUCAUGCUGAUCCAGAAUGACAGAAACUUUGUGAUUAUGAAUGGACUGAGUUUAGGGGCAAACCGUACUGGAGUGGGGAACUGUAAGUGGAAGUGUCAGACAUGCUCAGCCUGCCUCCUCCCUCUCCAACGCCCCCAUCCCCCUUUUCUCUCCCACUCCAUCCCUCCUCUGUCUCUCCCUCCCCCCGUUCCAUUCUCUCUCUCCUCCCCGCAUCCAUCUCUGAACAUGCACGUUCAGCCACUGUCCGGUGAGCAAGGCUGUAAUUUCACUGAUACAGAAGACAAAGGGCCGAUAGCAUAACUCUCUCUGCCACCUCUCGUCGCCCCAGUAAUAAAAGCAAAAGGUAAUGGACACUCAGCUCUCUUCUUCUAUGCAAAGACUGACCGAGAGGUGCAUGUUCAUAGCAACUGAGUACGACCCACCAUUUCCUCCUCUGCUUUCCUGCUUUUUGAUCGAGCUCACCAGUUUCACCAGCUUCUUGUUACCGUGGCCUCCAAUGUUCAAAGCGAGUUCAUAACUGUCCAGCAUGCCUGACCGCUUUCCUCAUCAGGACCUUGUUUACUCUCUGAAUGAUCUCUUACACUAUGUACAUGCAAUCUCAGGGCAGGCUCAGAGACAUUAUAGCUUACUUCAUCUUUAGGAGGAGAGGGUUCACAUCUUGAUGUUUUAAUGUUGAAUGUCACUUGCUAAUAUUGAGAGAUUUUAGAGUCCAUGAAAGGCGUGCAGAGGGGUGGAGAGUUGUAUUUCUUUUGCUGUGCAUUUUUGGCUUUCUACUCUACUGUAACCUGUAAUGCUCCACAUACUACUUUUAAAUGUUAAACACAAAAAAAUCCACCCACUCGUUAUUCAUUAAGAAAGGAACAGAUGUGCAUGGUGAUGGGGAGGUAGAAUGCAGGCUGGCAUCAAGCUAUAGAGGUAGCACCUUGUCCCAGGUAUGAGAAAUUCACCUGGAAAGACUGCUGAGAUCUAAACAGGGAUUCCAGAACACUUGGGUGCACUGUAGAUGGUUCAUGUUGGGUACAUCAUCGUUUAAACCAAAAAAAAGAAGAAAAGAGAAAAAAAAAUCAUGUCUUUUUAAUUUGUCUUGUAUUUCUUAAAAGAAUAGAACGUAUAGUGCACUCCUGGCUGCAGCGUGCUUCUUUCUGUAAGCCUUUGAUACCCCAAAGCAGUAGAAGGGUGACUGAUGCUGUGCAGUUUUAUCCUGACCCAGGUACAGGGUGCUAGAACAGAAUAGUCUACAGGUCCAGGUCCAGAAGGGCAGGGGCAUAAAAGUUGGUACAUUUACAUCAUUUGGCAGACGUAUUUGAAUAUUUAUGAGUAUGUGACUAUGCUCAGUGAGAAACGCACCCGUGACAUUGGUGUUGCUAGCACCUUGCUCUACCUGCAUUACCAGGUGAGCUACAGGAGGAGUUGGUACCAAGUCUUAAUAGGGACAAGGCCCUGAAAACACUUUUUUGUUUUCCUCAAACUCAAGCGACACUAGUAACAAUCACUAUUGCCUGCCUGUUUUUAUUUGUUUUUAACACCCCUCUUAACUGCCUUGCUUUAAGAUGUAUGCGAAGCUACCAGAACACCAACCCAGCAGAUCCCUCCACAGAAAGGCUCUCUUCCUGUGGCUUACCAACACGUGUCCUGUCCACCAUGGACGGCCUGGGGUGUUUUAGGACUAAAGCUUCCUCUACCCAGCUUUCUCUGUAAGAAAGGUUAUAAUGUUACUUAAAAGUAGAAACAGACGGCUUCUCAAUCAUGUGUAAGAAUGCAGUUCUUAGUUUGGGGUGGGGAGUGCAAAGAAAAUCCAAUCCUUUCAAAGGUCCUGGGUAGAAUAUGCACAUGCUGGUUGAUAUACAUGCACAUGCCUAUGUAUGUAUAUAACUGGUUAUCUCUCUUUCCACUUACCUUAAGUUACUCUUCCAGACCUGAAUUUAAACCCCAACUCCUAUGUCUUUCUCUGUGUACCCAGAUAAAAAGUAUAAACAUAUCAAAAUUAUACAAAAUGAAAGAAAUACAAAUACUUGAAUGAUAAGAAGCGCCAAUAAUGUAAUGUGAAACUUUUUGUAAUAAUUGUUUGUCAUUCAUACACUUCCAAGCUUUUUGAUAACAUCAGUUCAGAAUGAACUAUAAACAGUUGUUUGAGAAAAAAACAAAAAAAACAAACAAAAAAAACGCAAAGUGACAUCUAUUGUAUGUGAGUGUUUGCACAAGACUGCGUGUACUGUAUGAUGGAUGGAUGACUGGGUUUGUUAAUCUGUCUAUGAGUGGGCAACUGUUGAAACAGGUAUGUGUGUGGAUACAGCGGGUUAGUUCCCACCUUUUGGUUUAAUUCAGUAUAUGGAGUUUUUCUUUUCUUUUUUCUUUUUGCAAGUCAGUAGUGAGAAGUUAUUAGCUUCUAGCGUUGCACUGAGUGUCUGCCUCCCCUCUUUCAGCUAAUCGUACAACAUAAAAUACUGAGGGAUAAGGUGACAAUUCAUGUGUUAAUGUUUACUCAAGGAUUUAUUGAGGAAAAAAUAAUUUUAUUUUUUUUCUUUUUCUAAAUAUGUAAUAUGAUUAUCUACCUUAUAGUGGCUUUUAUUGUGGAAUAAUCCAUGAAAAAAGAAAAGGAUUACUAUGAGUAUUGCACCAUUUUUCCAGAUUAUAAACAGGAAAAAAAAAAUGCAAAACACAAAAAAUAAUAAUAAUAACAAUAAUAAAUAAAUAAAUAAAUAAAUAAAGUAGAAAAACAAUGAAAACUGUGGCCAUAGAGUGGUGUAGAGGGACUUGUAAUCUUGUAAAUGGAAAGACAUCUAGAGAAGAAUUUGUUACAAGAGGUGCCUACCUUUUUGGUUAAAUUGCUUUUUUUAUUUAGUUUUAUUCUAUAUCUGUAUCUUUUCUUUGAAAGGCCACCAACAGUUUACAAGCAUUUCAUUUUUUUUCUGAAGUUCGAGGAAAAGGUAAUUACUGUGGGAAUGUUUAAAAAGAAAAAAAGAAAAAAAAACACGAAGGACAAAUACUUCCAUCAUGAAUAACAAACACACUUUACAGAAUGAAGAUUAUUGUGCUACUUGCAGAACUCUGGGAUCGAUCAGUGUUGUCAUGUUGUUUUUCACUUUUUUCUAUGUUGUCAAUGUUGAUUUCAUGGACUAUUGAAGCCUGUAUGUUUUUCCUUUUUGAGAAAAAAAAACAUAUAAUUGCUCACUAUCUUGCACACAUGUGAAAAAGUGGAUUAUGUCUCAGGAAGGCAAGGGUUCCAGAGUACCAACUCCACGCCAUUGUAAUGUUCAUUUUUAUGAGGGGGAAAAAAAGGAUUAAGAAAAUUAAGCACUGAAGGUUAUGGAUUUCAGAAGAAGAAACGUACCUUUGUUUCUAAAUCCGUAGCAGUUACAUAUUUACCAAAUAAUGGACUCUAAAUGAACUUUAAAAAAUGGAGUGCUUUAUAUAUAAAUCUAUAUAUUAAAAUUGCUUUACAUUUUAAACAAAAUGAUCAAUGAUUUUGAUUGUUCAGAAGACAGUGAAAUAACAUACAAAUGCUGUAUGUUUUAAUCUUUAUUGUAUUUUCUUACAUGAGGUCCCUUCCUGUUGGAAUCAGGAGCAUUGUGCAUUACUAUUUCUUUCCUUUCUGUCAUUCUCUCUCUUGUGGCAGGUAUUACGCAAGGAAAAUGUAUACAAGCAUUUCUGCAUCAAUUUGAAGGAUUGAAAGAUAGCUGGUUUUGUGAGGAUCAUGAUCUAUGCACAAGUGGGGUGUAAGGGUGUGUAAAACCUGUGACCCAUGUCUCAUGGGCUGUGGGAAGUUAUUUUUGGGGUGUCCUUCCAUUGUACUCUUAAAUUUGUUGCCUCCUUCCCCCACCUGCCCCAUACCUAUUCCUAUCUCCAUUUUUUAAUUAAUCUUAUAUUACAGUACUUUGCCAUGCUGUGUAUUCCUAAACCAAUGAGCGUCUCAUUCUAAAGCACUGUGGGUUUUUUGUAGCCCGUGACGGGGGUCUCUGUGUUUUAUCUUUUGUGUGUGUUUGUAUGUUAGGGUGAGGGUGGGAAGAGGGAUGGGAUUGCUUUUGCCUUUUGAUUUACAAUAUUAAGGAAAAUGCCUGUACUGAGAUUUUAAAAUGUCAGUGGCUUUUAAUGUGUUUUUUUUUUUUUCCUCUUUCUCUCUCCUCAUACUAGAAUGUGAUUGUUGAUGACAUGCACCGAAAAAAAUGUUUCAUGAACUAUGGAGCUUCUUUCAAACUAUUAAAUUGCUUUUUUUCUUGGCUGUAAGAA